Geodia barretti is the source of this 2929-nucleotide messenger RNA. Lineage: Eukaryota; Metazoa; Porifera; Demospongiae; Tetractinellida; Geodiidae. The record is from the annotation of a GenBank genome assembly.
CGCGGUUGCAGUGUUCCGGAGUUCUCCCUGACUGGUCCCAGGCCUAGAAUAAAGGCAGUGUGCUAUUGUCUCGGUCAGCUGAUACGUGACAUAUCAAUUGUUGCAUUGGUCUAUUCCAGAAAAAUGAAUGCUCUUCAGUUUCUUGUGUGCUUGGUGCUCCUCCGUUGCUGCUGUACACAAAAUGACUGUACUACCGGGGCACACAUCCUGGAUACGAUGAACGGCAUUACCAAUUACGGUUCAGAAGUGGUCAACACAGUUGUUAGAAUCCUGGAGUGCUCUGGCGUUUUUGAAGACGAUAACGUGUUCAUGAGAAGAUUGGCAUAUGUAGAGACAAUGGACGGUGCAGAAGGACAGGGCAGUACUGGGAUAUGGAACGCCACAAAACACCACCUCAAUGCCAUGGCCUACGGAGUUCUGAUCAGAUCAUUUCCAGACUUAGUGGACCAGACAUGUGAGAAAUUCGGUGUAGAUAUGAAGGUGGCUGUGAGGAAUCCCGAGAGCCUGGAUUUGACAGACCCGUUGGUGUCUGGUGUUGUUGCUCGUUUCUAUCUCCACUAUGUGACUGUUGAAAGAGGCAUACAAAUUCCAUCAGGCGAGGACGUAAAUGAACAGGCCACAUUUUGGGUCUCACAGUUCAGAAUGAACGAUGGAACUGCUACUCCACAGCACUUUACAAGGCGUGUUGCUAAGCUUAAAGGGGUAUGUCCGUGCUCAAACAGGGAAGGAGCUUGUCCAUCUUUACUGCCAGAAGACUGGAUGAACCGUGAUGAUGCUAAUGGCUCGCGUGUGGUGGAGGCAGUUCUUAAACAGUUGGAUCAACUCACACAUCUUCCCUCCUGAUCAUGGUUUCAUGAGGAGAAUAGCGUAUGUGGAGACAAGGGACGGGACCAGAAAAACUGCACUGAAUGCCUCUGGUAAUUUGUGCCAUAACAGAGUUGGUAUAUGGGGACUAACAGAAUACAUGCUGAGCAACAUGAAACAUGAGGUGAGAACGAUGGCAGCACAAUAUCAAGAGGUAAGUGCUGCGAGUGAGAAUAUAUGCGCCGAGUUUGGUGUGAACAUGACUGGUCCUGAGAAGCUGAACAUGAGAAAUCCACUAGUGUCUGGCAUCGCUGCACGCUUCUACCUCCUCUAUCGGACUGUACUGAAAAAUGAAGACUUGCCUGAAGAUUUAGCCGGACAGGCCAUAUUUUGGGGAUCGUAUAACGGAAUGCAAGCCAGCUAUACAGAGUUUGAAGAAGCUGUAAUGGAAAUAGAAGAUUGCAGGGUGAACGCAGACAUCGUGUUUGUUUUGGAUAUUUCGCAUAGUUUAGUGGAUAACUCAUUGGACAAAGCACUAAACUUUGUGGCUGAUUUUGCACAAAACCUGACAAUUGGACGUCUAGACGAUAGAGUUGGGGUAGUCGUUUUCGGAGAUCGCGGCCACGUCAUAUUCACCAUGUCUGAACACGAAAACAAGAACGAUUUACUUGGUGCUAUCAAAGAACUUAAGAACUACACACAACAUGUACGGAAUGGUGAGACUCAGAAUACAAACACGUCCCACGGACUGAAAAAGACAAUCUCUAUUUUCCAAUCAGACACGCGAGAAUCCAACACAGUGUUUAGAGUUGCUGUAGUACUGUCAGACGGAGUGUCAGAUGAUCCUGACUCCACCGUCAGGGAAGCAGCUAAACUACGGAACCUCUCAGUCCUAGUCUAUGCCAUUGGCGUGGGCAAUGAUGUUAACGAUGAGGAGAUGAAAGCAAUUGCCAGCGACUGCCAUCGCUACACACAUUUGGAUGACUUUGAUUCGGAACAAUUUAAACUUGUUAGGAACAAGUACAUCAAGGACCUUUGCCUGAAUGCAACCAAAGAUAUAAGCAGCGAAAUAUUUGCAAAAUUUGAUGGAGAUUUGGAUCUGCAUGAAAUUAUGCGCUACACAAGACUCGUUCCUGACAAUGGCCUCACUAUACGAGUGUGUUCCAGUGAAGGUAGAGUCACUAUAUCCGUGUUCUGCUAUGUCCCAGAAGAUUCGGGGGACAUUCUAACUUUCAAACCAAUUUGUGAUCAUCGUAAUGACACAAUGGAGGCCAGUUGCCCGUGCUUGGAAGUAUAUAUUCCUGGAUCUAUCGGUUCCUCUGAGGAUCCACAGCAGGAGGAACGCAGUCGGAGGAGAGCCAAACGUGAGACUGUGACAACCGAGGUCCACAUCACAGUGGAGGGUAUGGAGACUGAGAAUGUGUUUGUUAUGGACACCACUGAUGGAGAUGAUCCCAAUGACUGUGCGGGGAUGGCUGUUGCAAGUGAUUGUGUGACACAUUUUCAAAGCCCAAAAGGUAGAGGUGAAGAAAAUCCUAGAAGUGGAUCAAAAGGGCCAUCAAAGAGACAGUUGUCAUUGCAGCAACAGUCAGUAGCACAGGAUUUAUCCUCAUCUGCUGCAUUGUCAUAGUGAGCAGUGUGGGUGGCUGGGUUCUCUACAGACGUAGGAAACAGCAGCAGCAGAAAUAAGAUGGAGAAAGAGGAAGAAGAAUACAAACUACUUGACAAUGAAUACAUGAAAUGUAGACUUAACUGUCCUAAACAUUCAUGUAUCUCUAUACACAUAAUUACGUGUAUUUUUCUCUGUUUGGUUUGUUUGUAUUAGCUGUGUAAAUGUUUGCUGUAGCAUCAAUAAGUUAAGCUAGCUGGCUCUUGCUGCGAACAUCAAUCAGAAUAUGGGCACAGAACUCUCUCAUCCAUCGGAAUAAAAACACAACUCGGUUACUUAUUAGUUUUCUCAACUGAUACAGCCACACAGUGUAACUCUUACGUGUCUCCUAUGCAGCUAUUCGAGAUUUCACAUUGGUAGUUCAUUUCGUCAGAGGGAAUCUUUCUGUAGCUUGUGAAUGCUACCUCAAAAAUGUUACACGUGACAUGGGCGUCUGUUCUUUAUGUGGAACGGGGC